AUGCGCCUCAAUCGCACUCCAGAUCCUACAGCCUACACGCCCGGGACCCAGCCGUGUGGUCUGGACGUCCAGCAGGAGACUGUGGAGAGCAAGUCACCAUAUCCACAUUAG
Molecule: messenger RNA, 111 nt
Organism: Parastagonospora nodorum SN15
Lineage: Eukaryota; Fungi; Ascomycota; Dothideomycetes; Pleosporales; Phaeosphaeriaceae
Exons: 3
Coding region: 1-111 (36 amino acids)
Source: RefSeq, a predicted model, not a curated record